AUGAGAUCUAUUCUUGAUACAGAAACAUCGAAAGAUUAUCAAGAUGCAUUAGAUUUCAUUAUCAUGACUGAGUCAUCAGCUAAGAUCAAAUCUUGGGCGCGGCAUAAGAAAUUUGAAUAUAUUGCUGCUGGUCUUCAUCGUGGAUCAUCACUCAUGCCAUUAAUGAUUUUUGAUGAAGUUCGCAAGAACAUAAAUGCGGCGGAGCAAAGCCAUCAUAAAGUCAAUAUCCGUGGUAAGCAGUUAACACUGCUACAGGCUGUCAUACGGGGAUUCGAGCGUGAUAUACAGGAUAUGGAAGAAUACACAACUCGUGUGACAUAUGGCAUUCGAUCUCAUAAUGCUAGCAGCUCUGUUCAUUCACAUAUGUUCCGAUUCAUGCAACAAAGUAAGAACUAA
Messenger RNA from Penicillium taxi, 396 nucleotides. RefSeq lists its product as uncharacterized. The coding region runs from base 1 to 396 and encodes 131 amino acids. The record is from RefSeq and is a predicted model, not a curated record. Lineage: Eukaryota; Fungi; Ascomycota; Eurotiomycetes; Eurotiales; Aspergillaceae. The transcript has 3 exons.